This is a messenger RNA of Clonostachys rhizophaga, 1128 nucleotides long. The record is from the annotation of a GenBank genome assembly. NCBI's taxonomy places the organism in Eukaryota, Fungi, Ascomycota, Sordariomycetes, Hypocreales, Bionectriaceae.
AUGGCGUCGUCCAACCCGUUCCGCAGCAAGGGAUCGCAUCUCGUGAGCAGGUUCUCGACAGCCAGCCCAAUCGACACCGGUUCUCCCGCCAGCACGCCCUCCCCUCAACCACCUCACACGAGCUUUCGCACCUCCCCGGAAGCCUCGGGCUCAGCAGAGAAGAAGCCCAAGGUCGUCAAGAAAGUCCGCGUUCUCUCACCUCCGCCCAUAUCGCCCGACUCUCCCGAAUGGCCCUCCAACCCGGCGCCAGUCUACGCACCGAAUGCCGACGACCCAUUCGGCAAUGGCCUCUAUGAGCAGACCGAUCGCGAUACCCCGCCCCCACUACUGCAACAACCACAAUUUCCUCUGCAGCUGCAGGUGCAACCUCGUCAGAAUGCAGCUCCGCCUGCGAAUCCGUUCAGCAAGACGCUGCACGACAUGGAGAAUGUGAAGAAGGAAGGCCUGAAGGAGGAGCGCAGAGAGGAGGGUGCUGCUCUCAAGGCGGCGAGCAAGGCCAAGGCCUCCCUGGACGUGAGCUCAUUCCAACGCCUGCUCAUGACUGGAAAAGUCGACGGGGAUGGUGGGCUUGGCAUUAGCACGACGGCUGCACAGGCCGGAAGACCUUCUGCGCUAGAAAGGAGGAGCUCAGCGGCAAGCUCACAACAGACGCCAGAGGAUGAGGUAUCGGACUCGAGUGUCACAGUACAAAUCGGAUCUAGAAAGAAGGUACCGCCUCCACCACCAAGCUCUCGCCAUGGGAAAAGUAUCAGGCGUGGCUCUAAGGAACUCCAGGACGGAGUGGAUACGCCGGAAGCUCCAGACACUGGCAUCAACGCCCAAAACUCGACCCCGAAUGAACUUCCUGGGCCAGUAAAGCAUCAACCCGAUGCGGUGUUGGAAAAGGUUGUGGAUCAGGACCUUCACAGUGCCAAGAAACCCGCACCCGCACCACCACCUCGGAGAGGCCAUUCUCGGGGGGAAAGUAAAGUUACACCAUUAUCAUUGGGGGGGAUAUCGGCGAAAGGACUCCAGGAGGAUGAUUUGCAAUCUCGAUCAUCUCCCCACGCGUUCAAACAGUGUCCGCACUCAGAGCAGUUCGGCGGCACCUGCUCCACCACCACCAAGACGGCCACUCCGACCAAUUAG